Tetrahymena thermophila SB210 is the source of this 1179-nucleotide messenger RNA. Its product is annotated as rhodanese-like domain protein. NCBI's taxonomy places the organism in Eukaryota, Ciliophora, Oligohymenophorea, Hymenostomatida, Tetrahymenidae. The transcript is spliced from 9 exons. Gene Ontology annotation, cellular component: ciliary basal body. The record is from RefSeq and is a predicted model, not a curated record. Gene Ontology annotation, biological process: protein polyglutamylation; cilium assembly.
AUGGUUGAUAAGCGCCCUAUAGGUUAUAUUCCAGGAAAAGGAAAUCCACUAGAUAAAAAACCUCCUAAAACUAAUAAAUAUGAUUAUGUGCAGGGAACAUUAAAAACUGGAACUACAAUAAAAGAUAUUAAUAUUAUGAGUGAUCAAGCAGUUGCAAAAAGAAAAAAUGAGCUAUUUAAAAGGAUUAAGACUUCAACAUUGAGUAAUCUUUUGAAAUAAGAUAGAAAUUUUGAAAGCAUUUAUCAACUAGGAGAAGAAAACAAGGAUUAACAACAAUAUGUUCAUGAUAAUAUGUCAUUAGUUAGCAAUCCAAUAAGCAUCAACAGUCAAGCUACUUACAUCUCAGCUGUAACAUAUGCAACUGAAAAUCUUGGCAUUACAGAUAAUACUUGUUUCCUUCUUUUGGACACAAGAGAGCCAGAAGAUUUUGAGUUGUAUCACAUAAAAGAAUCUAUUAACCUUCCUGCACCUAAUAUUUCAAGAGAUAAAUUCAUUCCUGCAGUUUACAGAUUUAAAAAUUAACCAGAUAAAUUAAUAAUUAUAUAUCAUUCUGAUGAAAGAAAUGGGAUUCCAAUUGCUUAAAAGUUAGCUGAAAAGGGAUUCGAAAAUGUAUUUUUAUUAUCUGGAGGUAUUGAAAAAUUUGUUUAGGAGUAUCCUGAAGAACUUGAUGGAAAAAAAAUACCAGUAAUCAAAAAAUAAGAUGAAGAUAAUAAAUCAAGAGUUUCAGUUGCAAAAUCAUAAAUUUCAUAAGUCAGUAACGCUAAAUCACAAGUUACUAACAAAUCAUAAAUUUCAUAAAUGAGUAAUGCUAAAUCUCAAAUUACAGCCAAUUCUAAAUUACAAGCUAGCAUAUAGCAAAAAAGUACCAUUGGUAAGUCAGAUAUUUAGUCUACUAUUCAAAAAAGAUCUGCUUCUGUCUAAAAGCCUGUCGUAUCGAAAAGCAAUACUCCAUCUCACAUCGGUGGGUAGAACACAACCCCUAACAAAAUUAAUAAGAGAAGCAACUAUAAAGAAUACCCAGAGAUGAGUGAUGUAUUCAUAAAAAAAGACUUAUAAAACUAGAAAGAAAUAUAAAAUAUCAUAACAAAUUCUUAGUUGAAGCAGAGCUAAGCUCAAAUGUCUCCAAUCAUGCAAAAUGAUUCUAUGUUUUCUAACAACGAAUCGAUAUAUAAAAAAUGA